AUGCUGGGCCAGCUAGCUGCGAGGAAGAGCCGGGCAGGCUGCCGUCGACUGCUGAGCCACCCACCACCCCAUUGGAUCAAGCCAAACGAGCGGCCCCGACCGAGCCCAUUCUCCACCUGCCCUCCAAGGACGACCAACAAGCUAGCCCAACCACCCGCAAAGGACAGCCCGAGCCACCCGCCCUCCUCGGCCCUCUCUCUGUUCCAUUCCCAGCCCCGUCCGACCGAGCCGGCGAAGGAGGAGGACGACGUGCUGCCGGAGUACCUCCACUCGGAAGCCCUCCCCGCCUCGACCAGCAAGCCAGCAGACGAGAAACAUGCCGUCGUCAGCACCUUCGACCUCUUCUCCAUCGGCAUCGGGCCCUCCUCCUCACACACCGUCGGGCCAAUGAGGGCCGCUAAAAUCUUCACUAACGACCUCAAGGAGGCCGGCGUCCUGGAUCGCGUCAAAACCCUCAAAGUCGCACUCUACGGCAGUUUGGCAGCCACUGGCAAAGGGCACAUGUCGCCAGAAGCGUUGAUCGCCGGCUUCGAGGGCCACAGCUGCGAGACCGUCGACACGGCCUCGAUCCCGACCCGCUACCGCUCGGUGUGCGAGAACAAGUCGAUCAACCUCGGGCUCGCCCUCGACCCUGACGGCAUCGGCCAUCCCGUCCAGUUCGAUAUCGAGAAAGAUCUCGUAUGGCUAUGGGACUGCGUCCUCCCCCAACAUCCUAACGGGAUGUUGUUCUCAGUGUACGAUGUCGAAGGCGAUCUGAUCGCCAACAACACCUAUUUCUCGAUCGGCGGGGGAUUCGUAGUGAACACCGAAACCCAGUUCUCGGGGGAAAACCUGUACUACAAGCAGAUCGACAAGCGCAAGGCCUCGACCAGCCGGCUCGACCCUUUCAAACAGCUCCAGCCGCUCGUCGACUCGCUCCCGCUCAACAGCCAGCCCACCACCGUACUCCCAUCCAUCGAUCCCCCUCCGAAGGAAGGACCCCUGUUCCCCUUCCAUAACUGCGACAGUCUCUUGGAACUCACUCGCAAACAUAACCUAACGAUCGCCCAAAUCGUGUACAACAACGAACGCGAGUUCUUCUCCGAUGACGAGAUCAGGGAACGGAUCCUCAAAAUCUACAAAGUCAUGGAUGAUUCAAUCAAGCAGGGCGUCUGCUCCGAGGAAGACGUCUUGCCCGGGCGAUUGAGGGUCAAAAGACGAGCCCGGAACCUCUACCGAAGACUUCACCGGGGCUUUUUCCCGUCGGUCUCCGACAUAUCGACCACUCCACCGCCGCGCCUCUCGUUCACGAAGCCGCACAUGUUACCAGCUAUGGAGGACGUGCGCGAGCCGGGGAGCAACGAGAUCGCGACCAGCGGGCCCGGCCAGCUUUCCCCCGAGUCCAACACGACUAUCCAAUUCCGCGGCAAUCGUCGCGCCCCGCUCCUCCUCAGAGGCCAAUUCGACCACCACGUCCAGCCGGUCCUUCCCCGUCGGAUGAGCUUCCCGUCGAUGGACUUCUUGUCGUGCUAUGCUAUUGCGGUCAAUGAAGUCAAUGCGGCCGGUGGACGGAUCGUGACUGCUCCGACAAACGGAGCCGCAGGGGUCCUCCCAUCAGUUUUGAAAUACUUCCUAGAGUUCAUAUCUGAAGAUCCAGAAAACGACACGAUGACGUUCCUGCUAACAGCCGCGGCGAUCGGGAUGCUGUAUAAGCGGGGCGCGACGAUCAGUGCUGCUGAAGGCGGAUGCAUGGCCGAGGUCGGCGUAGCCUGUUCGAUGGCAUCCGGUGCUUUUGCAGCAUGUAUGGGCGGUAGCCCCGAGGUCAUUGAAGCGGCAGCCGAGAUCGGGAUCGAGCAUUGUUUAGGUCUGACCUGUGACCCGAUCGAUGGACUAGUGCAAAUCCCGUGCAUCGAGAGGAACGCCCUAGGCGCCGUUAAGGCUGUGACUGCCGCCCAACUCGCGCUCUCCGGAGACGGCGUCCAUAGCGUCUCGUUGGACGAGGCUAUCGCCGCUAUGAGACAGACCGCUAAGGAUAUGUCAAGCAAGUAUAAGGAAACUAGUCGGGCCGGAUUGGCUACGUCAGUAAAAGGAGCUAGGAUACCGGUGACAGUCCCCGACUGUUAA
This is a messenger RNA of Puccinia triticina, 2103 nucleotides long. RefSeq lists its product as uncharacterized. Lineage: Eukaryota; Fungi; Basidiomycota; Pucciniomycetes; Pucciniales; Pucciniaceae. The record is from RefSeq and is a predicted model, not a curated record. Gene Ontology annotation, molecular function: 4 iron, 4 sulfur cluster binding; L-serine ammonia-lyase activity. The transcript is spliced from 15 exons. The coding region runs from base 1 to 2103 and encodes 700 amino acids. Gene Ontology annotation, biological process: gluconeogenesis.